Molecule: messenger RNA, 3896 nt
Organism: Athalia rosae (coleseed sawfly)
Lineage: Eukaryota; Metazoa; Arthropoda; Insecta; Hymenoptera; Athaliidae
Product: sodium channel protein Nach-like
Exons: 10
Coding region: 1936-3576 (546 amino acids)
Biological process (GO): sodium ion transmembrane transport
Cellular component (GO): membrane
Molecular function (GO): ligand-gated sodium channel activity
Source: RefSeq, a predicted model, not a curated record
GCGAAAGAAAAUGGGACACGUAUAGGGUGAUUCAUUAAUUCUGUGUAACCUGUUUGUUAUAAUAAUCCGCUGGCUGCCCCGUGAAAUCUGUCGGAUUUCAGGAGCAAAGACACACAGAGCCAUCUUGGUAUGUGUGGAUUGUGUACGUAUGUAGGUACGGUAUAUGUAUAAUAUAACGGAGAGUCAAUUCUCCGGCAGUUAACAAAUUGUUGCCGGUCGCGGGGGUUACGCGAAGGGUGAAGAAGGGGGAUUUUGCGGUUAGGAGCAUAAUACGUCGUUACCCAACCCCCGAGUUAACCCGCACGCGUCUACAGGGGGUAGAGAAUCUCGGUCGUCGCGACGCGACGCGUCGGGGAGACCCCUAAAGCUCUGUAAUUAAAAUCGUCCCAUUGUCAGGCACACUAAACGAAUACACGAUCAUCUAUGUCAGAUAAAUAUAGGGUAGAAGAUUCACGUAUAUAAAAUUACUCUUUCAUCGGCCAUAAUUCGAAGAAAAUAGUAUAAUGAAAUAACGACUAAUUGUCCGUCCAAAAAUCUAAAAUAUUUGGAAUCGAUCAACGAAUGGGCGUACACCAGAUAAUAAACGUAGAAAAUUUUUCUCUUAUAAUUAAAGUUUGUCCUAAAUAAAUUUAUCAGACAAGUGAAAUUCGCAACAAUCAUAAUUCGUUCACAUAAGUAACAUAAUCAUUACGUUUGAAUAUACAUACACAUGUACCUGCAGCAACGAUUUUUUCAAACGAUGCAUGCGAGUAGAGAAUAUUGAUUUUGUAUCAGUUUAUUUAUAGAAAUAACGAAUUUCUUCGAAGAGGAGAAAUAACCCGGAACUAAAUGAAGGCGUAGGGAAUCUCCCCCCUAAUAUUAUAUAAAAGUCAUAAUUUCACGCCGUUUAAAGUGCGAACCUCGACCAUUGUACCACGACUCGUCGAUCUUCGUAUGGCCACUGCUAGGGGGUUGUUUUUUCUUUUCUCUUUUAUUUUUUUUUUUUUAGGUUCCCCGCGUGGCACCUUCAACCCUGCGCGUUGAUCCUUUAGCGUAUUAUAAACCCUCGAGAGAGAAAGAGAGGGCGAGAGAGGAGGCGAAGAACUUGAAGGCGAAGGUCGCCGGACUUUGAGAGCCCUAAAGAGAGACUUUGCCCUUAAUAUACUUGUAUAGCUAUCUUCAUGGCAUACAAGUUAUGUACUUGUAGAGCGGUUAUUAAUGACAGGCGUUUGCUGAGUCAGUCGACUACUAUGUACUACAUCAAGUACACAUAUAGAUAUUUCGGUUACAUGAUAUAUAGUUAGUAUACGGGAUCUCGAAAGUUUAAUAUCCGCGCGCGAGACCUAAUAAUGUGGAAAAGGUUCUCAGAAUCGUACAUUCUGAGCUUGCAAGGAGGUCGCGUGAAGGGUGAAAUAAAACGGAGUGUAUGAAGACUGUAAUCAUUUCGCGAUUUCAAUUAUAAAACAAGUGCUAAAGUCGAUGGUUACCACUAUAUCGAAAGAAAUUCGUGUCCAAACAAGACAGAUAAAAAGAAAGAAUUGAAAUGAAAUUGCAAAAGACAGGGAUACCUGUCGACUAAUUUUCAAUAAAGAGCUGGAUAAAAUCACGGUUAGGCGGAUUUAGAAGUACGUGCGGUGAGGUCCAUAAAAAAUUUAAAUCUCACUCAAACUUCCUCACAUACCCUUUGCGUGUAUUAUGUAUGUAUACACAAUAAACAAAUACAUUUACAGUUAUUAUCGUGAUUUCGAUCAUUCGAACUGCAAGCUCUAUAAUUUUAUUCAUAUAGCUUAUGCCGGAAGGUCGCGUUUAAAUAUUCAAUAUAAAAGAGGGUAAUCUACCAUACAUCAGUUUCCAGGGGGAGUUUACCGGAGACACUCUAUAACGGACACCUGCGGUAUACUUUUCUGUCUUUACCCUGCACUACUCGAACAGUUACUCCGUGGCCGGGACACGACGAUGGUCGAAUUACAGGGGGGAAAAAUAAGCAAUUCUAAAAAAACUAUCGGAUGGAAAAAAAUCAUUGUUAAUCAAGCCAAGGAAUUCUGUCUUUCGACGGGACUACACGGUUACAAAUAUAUUGCUCAGGCUCAUCGCUCCGUUCCUGAAAGAAUAACGUGGGCAGUUGGGGUUAUCGUUUCGCUUUGUUGCGCUGUAGCUUUGAUGCAAAUUGCCUGGGAAUAUAACACAUCACAUCCAACAAUUACGGUUAUCGAAUCAACACAUCAUGGAAUAUGGAAUUACAGAUUUCCAGCAGUCACCAUUUGUGAUAUAAACAGAGUAUCGCUCAACCGUACCCGCGAUCUCGUCCGCAGCUUAAAAUUACCAAACAAUAAUGUUUCUCGGGAGGAUCUUGUGAUGGAAAUGCGGCUGUUGAAUGAAAUGCUCGAUCCAGGAGUUUUUGGACGCAAUGUUACGAUUAAUCUGACAAACCUUCAAGAUAUAUUCGAUUUUAAUCAACUUUCUAUACCCAACGUUAUGCGAUUGGUUACGAGAAACUGUUCUGAGAUUAUAGCCAGAUGUAAAUGGAAGGGUUAUAUAAAACCCUGCGCUUCUAUGUUUGAAACAUCUCUGAGCCGUGACGGUCUAUGUUGCAGUUUCAAUUACUUUGGAAUAGUAGAUUCCGAGGUCACAGGCGCGCCUGAAGUCAAGUCUGCCUCCAAAUCGCACUCAAAAAUCAGCCACGAACCGCGAAGAGUUACGGCCUGCGGAUAUCAGACGGGUUUAACGGUUUUGAUAAAAAAUGCCCCUGAGGAUUAUCACGCUGCGAUUUUAGGAGGCUUUGGAGUAAAGGUGAUGCUUCACGAUCCUUACGACUACCCGGACCGCAACGUUGAAAAUAAAUUGAUGGGAGUUGGGACAGAAGUUUUCUAUAGCGUUAAUCCCGAAGUAACUUAUUCAACAGAUGACGUCCGUAGCCUUCCAGUAUCGAAGAGAAACUGCAUAUUUUUUGACGAAAGACCAAAUUUUGGAGGAUCUAUCAGACGAUAUUCUUAUCACAAUUGCCUCGCUGUUUGUCGAUCAAGUACUAUUUUCGAAAAAUGUGGAUGCGUACCAUAUUAUCAUCAGAAUCUACGCACACUCAAUAAUAUACAGAACGAUUCGAAGAAUGUUUCAGAUAAUCGUCGUGUAAAGAGAAUCUGCAAUCUCAGAGACGUCGACUGCGCCUAUCGUUAUCGUCACUGGUUCGAGACGUCAUGGCCCGGUAUUAAUGUUACUAGCGAACAUUUGCCACCUAGAAUAACCAGCGAAUCUGCAGGGCGACCUUGUAAAUGUAUACCAGAUUGUGACCUCCUUCGAUACCCUCUGGAAAGUUCGGCAGGAAUUUUCGACCGCAAUAAUUCAUACCACGAUCUUGCAUUCUAUGAAGGAGUUCAGCUGAAAAAUCUUAGCGUCUUACACGUAUUCUUUACUGACCUUGUGUCAACGCAAUACCGUCGUGACAUUUACUACAAUUGGCACAAUUUAUUCGCAUCGUUCGGUGGGCUACUCGGUCUCUUCGCAGGCUUCAGUUUAAUGUCGGGAUUCGAGUUGAUAUAUUUCUUCUCCAUCCGAUUGAUAGCGGAUAUAUUUAGUGACAGAAAGAAAAGACGGAUGUGAGCACGAUUCGUGAUAAACUAUGGAUAACGAUGGACGGAUUUUUCGUAGAAUUGUUUCAUAUGUACGUGAUUAUUCAGUCAUUUUAUUAUUAUUAUUGCUGGACUACGAAGCAGCCAUUCCUGCAUUAUAGAUAUAGCCCCGGCGAAGUGUACGGUUAUUACAAUUAUCAAUCGAUCGUUACUAUAGACUUUCGCUUUUAUAAUGAUUGUUUCCUGGUGACAUUGAAAUUUUCAAAGCCUCGUACGAAAGUGCGGAUUUGUUCGUAGAGAUAACGAUGAUAGAUGAGGAUUGGGAGUUGCAAUAAACACUCUUGUGGUUAA